Molecule: messenger RNA, 927 nt
Organism: Punica granatum (pomegranate)
Lineage: Eukaryota; Viridiplantae; Streptophyta; Magnoliopsida; Myrtales; Lythraceae
Source: RefSeq, a predicted model, not a curated record
ACAUGGUUGUCGCAUAGUGCCAAAUCAUUCAAUCACUUGAUAACUAAGAUCCUUAAUCAAUCAUCUGCCGUUGGAAAAAAAAAAUAUGGAUCACUCUCUCCUCUCAUCCUUCAUCUUCACCUUCUUAUUUUCGGCACUCUUGAUCUCACCUUCCUCCUCUGAGAAAUGCAACCCGAGUGACAAGAAAGUCCUCCUAGAAAUCAAGGCGGCUUUUGGCAACCCCUACAUCCUGGCCUCGUGGAAGAACGACACUGACUGCUGUAGCUGGUACAACGUCAAAUGCAACUCCACCACCCACCGCAUCUACCAGCUCACUAUCUUCGAUGGCGAGCUCUCAGGCCAGAUCCCUGCCGCUAUUGGAAAUCUACCCUACCUCGAGAUGGUGGAUCUCAACAACUUAUCCAAUGUCACUGGCCCGAUCCCGUCGGCCUUAGGCAAGCUGAAGAGGCUCACAUUCCUGAGGCUGAACUACCUGAACCUCACCGGCUCGAUCCCAAGUGCCCUAGGCCAGCUCAACGAGCUCACGCUCCUAUAUUUGAACAGUAACAAACUCACUGGAAGCAUUCCGUCACAGUUAACGCAGCUCACUAAUUUGAACGCAUUGAAUCUGAGUUCCAACCAGCUGUGUGGACAAAUCCCGGUGGGUGGCAAGCUUCAGAGCUUCGAUGCCUCUUCCUAUGCCGAUAACAAGUGCUUGUGUGGAGCUCCGCUCGACAGCUGCAAGUGAUGCUCAUUGAUCAAUGAAUUAUAGAAGAGUCUGCACUUUCUGGAUGCCAUUAGUAGUUGGUCAAUAAAUGAAAGCGGUGUAGGAUCCUAAGAAGUGCUUUAUAUUGUCAAACCUGUUGCAAUAUUUAAUAAAUAAAAUGAACAAAAGUUCAUACUCGGAAUAUAUAAUUACUAUUACUUAAUUAUAUUUUUUUCUUCGUA